AUGCAUUUUGUUGCAGCACGAAAUUCGUACAAUUGCAUGUGGAAACGAAAGAGCUACUCGGAUAUUCGCUCGUCACCGCAGCGCGUACCGCCGGCUAUGUAUCAGUGGACGACAUGCUCUCAAAAUCUUCGAAACAUUGAGUCGACAUAUAUUCAGGCCAAGAAGCACUACAGAGUCGUGAAAUCUGCUGGUAGUGAAGCUACGCAGAACAUUUCGGCUCUCAUUAAACAGGGCAAGAAAAAGAAGCGGAAUGUCAAAUUCAACACCUCCGAAAGGGAAUAUUUGAACAGGAACGUCAAUGCCGCGCGGUCCUUCCGAUCCAAAUCCAGCUAUGGCGCCGGUUUCGUUCAUCCGCUACGUGAAGCAUUUUUCACCAAUUCACAGCAGGUAAUUUGUACAUUAUAA
Messenger RNA from Ostertagia ostertagi, 405 nucleotides. Lineage: Eukaryota; Metazoa; Nematoda; Chromadorea; Rhabditida; Trichostrongylidae. The record is from the annotation of a GenBank genome assembly.